AUGCCACCAUGCUCCUUGGGGCAAUGCUCCCUGAAAUAUCCGCGUUCGGCGACCGAUUGGAACUCAUGGACCUCUGAACAACAAGGCGGUGUUCUCGCAGCAGCAAUACUCCUGUUCAUCUUCCUUUUUGGGGUUGUCUUGUGGUUCAUUAGUCAUAAGCGGAAGAAGGAGAAGCGGCGUCGUCCAUCGCGGCAUGGAAGUCAUGGUCGACAACGCUCAACACACGGCCGCCCGCGUUCUGGACCGAGACAUCGCAGUGAGACUCGAAGAGGGCGACGAGGCGAGAUUAUGAUACCCAAUGUUGAUGGGGCAGACGAAAAGGGAAAGCAAUCGAAGGAAGGACAUCAUCGCCAUAGUCAGAAAAAGAAAAGAAAGCGAAAUAAGAAGGGCCCAGCGCAGUGUGCUAGGUGUGCGUCGAAAUCGAGAUCUAGAAACACGUCCAGAGCCAGACCGGAAUCCAAGGGCAAAGGAAAAAUGGCGGUUGAGGAUCCAGGUGAAGGGCCAUCAGCAAAGCCUUGCACUUGA
Molecule: messenger RNA, 525 nt
Organism: Uncinocarpus reesii 1704
Lineage: Eukaryota; Fungi; Ascomycota; Eurotiomycetes; Onygenales; Onygenaceae
Exons: 1
Coding region: 1-525 (174 amino acids)
Source: RefSeq, a predicted model, not a curated record